Messenger RNA from Aspergillus sclerotioniger CBS 115572, 579 nucleotides. RefSeq lists its product as uncharacterized. The transcript has a single exon. Lineage: Eukaryota; Fungi; Ascomycota; Eurotiomycetes; Eurotiales; Aspergillaceae. The record is from RefSeq and is a predicted model, not a curated record. Bases 128 to 472 code for a protein of 114 amino acids.
GCCUUUUUAUCCGUCUCGAAUAAUAUGUAGAAUUUCCGGCAUCUGUCACGGUCUAUUUACGUCUUAGUAAUGUUGGAUAAAUACUCCGUAUCGUUUGGUGCAAUUGUCCAGGAGGACUUGGUGGGGCAUGGCCAGUUCAACAUGGAUGGCACUCGGACCCCCUGCACCCUUUGGGAACGCACCCAAAUCACAAGAUGGAUUCACCCGUCGUCAUCAUGCUGCCAGUGGCUUGGAUCAGCAUGUCAUCCUUGAAUCCAUUGGAGUUUGCAUACCACAGGCCCAGGUGGCAAAGACCCCAGUGGAAGGGUACAGCCUAUCUAUAGAGUUGUUCCUCUCUUUGGAUGACAUCCGAAUUGUUAUCCUGUUAGAAAUCCUACCCAGUCCUACUAUCAGUAGGGCGUGCCAAGAUUACUACAUACUCCGUAAGUAUAUAGUUACAUGCUCUCUAUCUGCACUACGGAGUACAUCAUAAGCAUAGGUAUGUUUCGCUCAGCUGCCGCGCCUCUGCAGAAAUAUGACCUCUGUGGCUGAUCGCAAUGGCUUGCUUGCUUGCAUGCUAGGUAGUCUUGACCACUCGAG